AUGGCUGCUUCGCUGAUGGCAGUAAGCGCGCAGCAUCAUAGUCAAGGCCAUGCGACAUCUUCUCAAUCAAUCAUCCGACAUGACGUAUCUCACGACCACGGCUACAACCACGUACGACCAAUCGCCGUUCACUCUGCUCCGGUGUAUCACCACCAACCAGCAGUUUCCAUCCACCACGCCGCUCCUAUCGUCCACGCUGCUCCAAUUGUUCACCAUGCUGCUCCCAUUGCACACUACCAAACUCCAGUCUACCACAAUCAACAUAAUGAUGCUCAUGAACACCAGGAUUACUAUUCUCAUCCUAAAUACGAGUUCCAAUACAACGUAGAAGACCACCACACUGGUGACAUCAAGUCUCAGCACGAAACUCGUGAUGGUGACCACGUCACCGGCUCCUACAGUCUGCACCAGCCCGACGGUUCCGUACGCACCGUCCAUUACAACGCCGACCAGCAUAACGGAUUUAAUGCACAAGUCGACUACUCUGCGCACUCAACACACGUUGUCAUUUUUGCUGCUGCGCUGAUGGCGGUAAGCGCGCAAUAUCAUGGACAAAGUCAUGGUCACGCAACUUCUUCUCAGUCAAUCAUCCGCCACGAUAUAUCCCACAACCAACAUGGCUACAACCACGAUUACUACGCGCACCCUCAAUACGAGUUCCAAUACAACGUAGAAGACCACCACACUGGUGACAUCAAGUCUCAGCACGAAGCUCGCGAUGGUGACCACGUGACCGGCUCCUACAGUCUGCACCAGCCCGACGGUUCAGUACGCACCGUCCACUACAAUGCUGAUCAACAUAGCGGGUAA
Nymphalis io (European peacock) is the source of this 810-nucleotide messenger RNA. RefSeq names its product cuticle protein 21-like. NCBI's taxonomy places the organism in Eukaryota, Metazoa, Arthropoda, Insecta, Lepidoptera, Nymphalidae. The record is from RefSeq and is a predicted model, not a curated record. Bases 1 to 810 code for a protein of 269 amino acids. Gene Ontology annotation, cellular component: extracellular matrix. The transcript has 6 exons.